AUGGCCGGUAUUAUCGCCAUUUAUGGUUUGGUGGUGUCGGUGUUGUUGUCGGACUCGUUGAAACAACAGCAACCCUUGUACUCGGGUUUCAUUCAGUUGGGUGCCGGUUUGUCGGUCGGUUUGUCCGGUUUGGCUGCUGGUUUCGCCAUCGGUAUUGUUGGUGACGCUGGUGUCAGAGGUACCGCUCAACAACCAAGAUUGUUCGUUGGAAUGAUUUUGAUUUUAAUUUUCGCUGAAGUGUUGGGUUUGUACGGUUUGAUUGUCGCCUUGUUGUUGAACUCGAGAAUCGGCCCUGAUCUCAAAUGUUAG
Meyerozyma guilliermondii ATCC 6260 is the source of this 309-nucleotide messenger RNA. RefSeq names its product H(+)-transporting V0 sector ATPase subunit c (gene CUP5). NCBI's taxonomy places the organism in Eukaryota, Fungi, Ascomycota, Pichiomycetes, Serinales, Debaryomycetaceae. Bases 1 to 309 code for a protein of 102 amino acids. The transcript has a single exon. Gene Ontology annotation, biological process: proton transmembrane transport. Gene Ontology annotation, cellular component: proton-transporting V-type ATPase, V0 domain. The record is from RefSeq and is a predicted model, not a curated record. Gene Ontology annotation, molecular function: proton-transporting ATPase activity, rotational mechanism.